AUGGCCAUCUUGAGCGACCUGUCCGAAGAGCUGGUUCAUAGGGUCAUCGAUCACAUUGUACUCCCUCAGAACGACAACAACCAGCUCAAGGGAUGCCAUCUCCACCUCGACCACAUUCAAGACAGGCCAAGAGCUCAUCUGGAGCACAAGAAUAACGAUUUCCGCACGUCCCAUAGAGACAACAACAACGAGACGCUAGCUCAAGUUUCUUGGCCAGAGGGUCUACCAUCCAACAAGUUGUUGCCGCUCUCGUUAAUCAACCGGACCUUUCGACAGUGUGCCCAGGAGAGGCUUUUCCAGAACGUGGCAUUACACAACCAAUGGCAGGGAUGCUUAUUCCUCCAUGAGCUUCAGGAGGGCGACAUUGAGAUCGGCUCAUCGUCUGACACCAAGCAUCCUCGGCUGAGCCCACUAGCUCAACACGUCCACUCGUUACUACUUAAAGAUUGGAGCGACCACAAACCGCCUUCGAUGGGAAGGGGCGGCGGCUCUCUGAUCUGUGAAACCAUCCGGAGUUGUCCCUCGCUCGAAAAUUUUGCUAUGGUUAACUCACUCGACGGCCGCUGCAAAGAUCCGAUUAUGGACGCCCUUGCGAGUCGAAAACACAUCAAAGACUUUGUUGUUCUCAAGGACUUCUAUGGACACCCGUGCAACCAGAAAAUCAUAUGGCUGGCGGACGAAGUAGUCGCUCGAUUAUUCGCCAAGUGGGAGCAUCUGGAAAAAAUCGAACUCCAUAAGCUCUCUGGUCGGCCAAUUGAAAUGAUCGAAACCAUUCACAAAGCUCUCGAGAGUCUGCGGACACUCGAGAUAGUCAACCCAACCCCAAAACUUGAUCGACCGGGCUUAUGUCGAAUCUUGAAAGAGUGCACUGGCCCAGAUUUGGAAUCCUUGACGGUCGCUACACUCCCGAAUUGGCACAUAAUCCGCUCCUCAGUCAACAACGAAAUCUCAGAUGACCCAGCCGAAAACCGCAACCUGUUGGAGAUUCUCUUCAAAUCUUCUUCCGCCCUCAAGAAUCUCAAGUCGUUGUCUAUCCAAGGUCGAUUGACCGGCUCUGAGCUCUUCAUUUUCUUACCCCCGUCUAUUGUCAAACUUUCCUGGGGAAGAUGUCACCUCACAGCCGCUGCAUUCGCCAAAGCACUCUCUAGCUUCAUUCAAUACCCUCCUGAGCUGCCUUCUGAUCUCAAACUCGACCACACCGAUGUCCUCAAUAGACGUGUCCAAUGGUUACCAAAGUUAAAAUGUUGCACCGUCAUCGACGAUUAUGACUGGGAUAAGCAGGAGCGGGACGCGAUUGAUAAGGCAUUAAGAGCUCGACGGGUAUGUUUCCACAGUGGGGGCAAUUAUUACGCUGAAUCCGAGGGCGAUGAAAAUCACCUUAAGAGUAAAGUUCUCGACACGGUAAUCAUCUGA
This is a messenger RNA of Puccinia graminis f. sp. tritici CRL 75-36-700-3, 1413 nucleotides long. RefSeq lists its product as uncharacterized. Gene Ontology annotation, molecular function: DNA-binding transcription factor activity, RNA polymerase II-specific; RNA polymerase II cis-regulatory region sequence-specific DNA binding. NCBI's taxonomy places the organism in Eukaryota, Fungi, Basidiomycota, Pucciniomycetes, Pucciniales, Pucciniaceae. The record is from RefSeq and is a predicted model, not a curated record. Gene Ontology annotation, biological process: regulation of transcription by RNA polymerase II. The transcript is spliced from 6 exons. The coding region runs from base 1 to 1413 and encodes 470 amino acids.